Molecule: messenger RNA, 7200 nt
Organism: Platichthys flesus (European flounder)
Lineage: Eukaryota; Metazoa; Chordata; Actinopteri; Pleuronectiformes; Pleuronectidae
Product: adhesion G protein-coupled receptor L3-like
Exons: 23
Coding region: 982-5481 (1499 amino acids)
Biological process (GO): adenylate cyclase-activating G protein-coupled receptor signaling pathway; synapse assembly; brain development
Cellular component (GO): axon; cell-cell junction; membrane
Molecular function (GO): carbohydrate binding; G protein-coupled receptor activity
Source: RefSeq, a predicted model, not a curated record
GCGGCGGAUCCACAUCCGAGUUUUGCCUCUCACCUUUCCCCGGCUCUCCAAACGCCUCUCGGUGCUCCACACAGAAUCACUCGCAGCCAGUGCGCACAAUUGGUCUGUCAUUGUCGCGGGGAGCUCAGCAGCCUCCUGGAGCCCGGACAAGUUCAGAUUCCCCCUCUCUCUCUCCCUCCGGCGGAGCUUUUUCCUCACAAGAUCUCCUCUAUUCCUUCUUUUUUGAUUUUUUUCGUGCAAUUCCUCUGGAUACUCUUUUUUUCUUUCUUUUUCCUUUAAUUUUUUUUGUGGGUGAUAUCGAAGGCUGCCGGCACUUCGCCCUUCCGAGCUGCAUGGGACGUGAUGUAGCCCCAGCGCAGGAGGACGGACGCCUGGUGCCAUAACAGGGAUGUAGCGGCGCGGAUACAACACGAGGGAACCUGCCGUUUCUCCUGCAUACGCAGCGACGCGACUCGGAUUGUGUGGACGCACGGCACAUGUGUUGUUGUUUGGAGGAUAUCGGGGAGAAAAAGCAGCAGGCGGAAGGAGGAGGACAACAGUUUUGUCCCCAUCGCGCACACACGCACACGCACCCACACCGUGCGUCAAAGGACGGUUCCCCUGAAAAGACAGUUCACACUUUGAAUGGAAGGACGCGACAUUUACCCUCCUCUACGGUGAUUUGCCUGGAACCCAGUGGGGACAGACCAUGGUUUUAUUAUCUGGCAUGUGACGCGCCGGAAUCUGUGAGGAGAACACUCGAGGAUCGCUCUCUCUCUCUACCCUCCCCACCCCUCCUUUCACACCCAGAGAUCUUAGGAAAGCAUCUGGCGCCCGUGCAACAGGACUCGCGGGAAGAGUGGCGCAGUGGAGGGAGCCGCGCCGUGAGGAAAAAAACAGAGAGGCUCCCGAUUCGGGGCUCCUGCCACGAAAGAAAAAAAAGACUGAGCACUGAACUCAAGUGGGAACCUCGGCAGGGGGCGGUAAGAGGAGGAGGAGGCCAUGUGGACCGCACGCCUGCUCGUUCUCGCCAGCCUCUUUGCACCAGCCGCUCUGGCCUUUAGUCGAGCGCCCAUCCCCAUGGCCGUGGUGAGGAGGGAGCUGUCGUGCGAGAGCUACCCCAUCGAGCUGCGCUGCCCGGGCACCGACGUCAUCAUGAUCGAGAGCGCCAACUACGGCCGCACCGACGAUAAGAUCUGCGACGCCGACCCGGCGCAGAUGGAGAACACGAGGUGUUACCUGCCUGACGCCUACAAGAUCAUGUCCCAAAGAUGCAAUAACCGGACCCAGUGUGCUGUCGUGGCCGGACCGGACGUAUUCCCCGACCCUUGUCCCGGGACCUACAAGUACCUGGAGGUCCAGUACGAAUGCGUCCCUUACAAAGUGGAACAAAAAGUAUUCCUGUGCCCAGGGCUUCUACGCAGGGUGUACCAGAGCGAGCACCUCUUCGAGUCGGACCACCAGUCCGGCGCCUGGUGCAAGGACCCUCUCCAAGCCUCUGAUAAGAUCUACUACAUGCCCUGGACGCCCUAUCGCACCGACACAUUGACUGAGUAUUCGUCCAAAGAGGACUUUAUCGCGGGAAGGCCCACGACAACCUACAAGCUCCCACAUCGCGUGGACGGUACCGGCUUCGUGGUGUACGACGGGGCGCUCUUUUUCAACAAGGAGCGCACGCGCAAUAUUGUCAAGUUUGACCUGCGGACUCGUAUCAAGAGCGGCGAGGCCAUUAUCGCCAACGCCAACUACCAUGACACGUCUCCGUACCGCUGGGGAGGGAAGUCCGACAUCGACUUGGCCGUUGAUGAGAACGGCCUUUGGGUGAUCUAUGCCACCGAGCAGAACAAUGGGCGGAUCGUCAUCAGCCAGCUCAACCCGUACACGCUGCGCGUCGAGGGGACCUGGGACACGGCGUACGACAAGCGCUCGGCGUCCAACGCCUUCAUGAUUUGUGGGAUCCUGUACGUGGUGAAGACGGUGUACGAGGACGACGACAACGAGGCGACGGGAAACAAGAUCGACUACAUCUACAACACAGAACUGAGCAAAGAUGGGUUCCUGGACAUCCCUUUCCCCAACUCCUACCAGUACAUCGCCGCGGUGGAUUAUAAUCCCAGAGACAACCUGCUGUAUGUUUGGAACAACUACCACGUGGUGAAGUACUCUCUGGACUUUGGAGCGUUGGACAACCGACUCGAAACCUCCUCCUCUGUGAUGGUCUUCAUGGACACGACGACCACGACGGCGAGGACCACCACUCGACCCACCACGGUGACCCUGACGUCCACGGUGGCCAGGACGACGACCACCAAGAUGCCCGCCACGACGGCCGCCGGUGCCCCGUGGCCACGGACGACGGCGAAGGUGGUGGCCCCGCCGCGGACGCCGCCGGAGGGUUUGUCCCCCGAGGACGAGGACAGAGCGCCGCCGCCCUCCUCCAAGCUGCCCAACAUCCGGGUGGAGUACUGCAACCCGCUGGUGAUGAUGGACAUCUCCUGGCCCAGGACCAAGCAGGGGGUGGUGGCCAAGAUGCUCUGUCCACCUGGAACCAUAGGCGUGGCCUCGUACAUGUGCGUGGGUCCGGAGGGAUACUGGGACCCCCAGGGACCCGACUUCAGCAACUGCACCUCCCCGUGGGUCAACCUCAUCAGCCAGAAGCUAAAAGCCGGCGAGACGGCUGCGGUCAUCGCCAGGGAGUUGGCGGAGCAGACCAAGAGUAACCUCCAGGCGGGGGACAUCACCUUCACGGUGAAGGCCAUGGUCCAGCUGGUGGAUCUCCUGGACGUGCAGCUGAGGAACCUCACGCCCGGCGGCAAAGACAGCGCCGCCCGGAGCCUCAACAAGCUGCAGAAGAGAGAGCGCUCUUGCCGGUUUUACGUUCAGGCCAUGGUGGAGACGGUCAACAACCUGCUGCAGCCACAGGCCCAGGCGGCGUGGAGGGAGCUGAGCACGGGCGAGCAGCUGAGGGCCGCCACCACGCUGCUGGACACGGUGGAGCAGGGCGCCUUCGUCCUCGCCGACAACCUGCUGAAGACGGACAUCGUGCAGGAGAACACCGAGAACAUCCAGCUGGAGGUUGCCCGGAUGAGCACCGAAGGAAAUUUACCCGAUCUGAAGUUCCCACAAACCGGAGGACAAGGCAACUCCAUCCACCUUUCGGCGAACACGCUGAAGCAGCACGGGCGAAACGGUGAGAUCCGGAUUGCCUUUGUUCUGUACAAGCACAUCGGCAUCUACCUGUCCACGGAGAACGCCAGCAUGAAGUUGGGCAGCGAGGCCCUGGCGACCAACUACUCUGUCAUCGUCAACUCGCCGGUCAUCACGGCGGCCAUCAACAAGGACUCCAACAAGGUCUACCUCUCGGACCCGGUCAUUUUCACCAUCAGGCACCUCCAGCAAUCCAAGGAGAACUUCAACCCCAACUGUUCCUUCUGGAGCUACUCCAAGAGAACCAUGACCGGCAUCUGGUCCACGCAGGACUGCCGCUUGCUGGGCACCAACCGGACCCACACCACCUGCUCCUGCACCCAUCUGACCAACUUCGCCGUCCUCAUGGCCCACGUGGACGUCAAGCAUGCGGACCCCGUUCACGACAUGCUCCUGGACGUCAUCACGUGGGUGGGGAUCCUCCUGUCCCUGGUCUGCCUGCUCGUCAGCCUCUUCACCUUCUGCUUCUUCCGGGGCCUCCAGAGCGACCGCAACACCAUCCACAAGAACCUGUGCAUCAGCCUGUUUGUCGCCGAGUCCCUGUUCCUGGUGGGCAUCAACCGGGGCGACCAGCCGAUUGCCUGUGCCGUCUUCGCCGCCCUGCUCCACUUCUUCUUCCUGGCGGCGUUCACGUGGAUGUUCCUGGAGGGCGUGCAGCUCUACAUCAUGCUGGUGGAGGUGUUCGAGAGCGAGCACUCGCGCCGCCGCUACUUCUACCUGGUGGGCUACGGAGUUCCGGCGCUGAUCGUGGCGGUGUCAGCGGCGGUGGACUACCGGAGCUACGGCACGGACCGGAUUUGCUGGCUUCGCCUGGACACCUACUUCAUUUGGAGUUUCAUAGGACCGGCAACCUUGAUAAUUAUGCUCAACGUUAUCUUCCUGGGCAUCGCUCUCUACAAGAUGUUCCACCACACGGCCAUCUUGAAACCAGACUCCGGUUGCCUGGACAACAUCAAAUCGUGGGUGAUCGGGGCCAUCGCCUUGCUGUGCCUGCUGGGCCUGACCUGGGCCUUCGGGCUGAUGUACGUCAACGAGAGCACGGUGGUCAUGGCCUACCUGUUCACCAUCUUCAACUCGCUGCAAGGAAUGUUCAUCUUCAUCUUCCACUGUGUCCUGCAGAAAAAGGUGCGUAAGGAGUACGGUAAAUGCCUGCGUACUCACUGCUGCAGUGCGAAAAGCGUGGACAGCUCCAUCGGCUCGGGGAAAGGCACGGCCUCUCGAGCUCCGGGACGCUACUCCACCGGGUCACAGAGCCGAAUCCGCCGGAUGUGGAACGACACGGUCAGAAAACAGUCCGAGUCCUCUUUCAUGACCGGAGACAUCAACAGCUCUGCGUCCCUUAACAGAGAGGGAAUCCUGAACAAUGCCCGGGAUACAAGUGUCAUGGAUACUCUACCACUGAAUGGUAACCACGGCAACAGCUACAGCAUCGCCAGCGCCGAGUACAUGAGCGACUGCGUCCAGAUCAUCGACCGGGGCUACAACCACAAGGAGACCACCCUGGAGAAGAAGAUCCUGAAAGAGCUCACCUCCAAUUAUAUCCCCUCCUACCUCAACAAUUCCCACGAGCGCGCCACCGAGCAGAACCGGAACCUCAUGAACAAGCUGGUCAACAAUGUCAGCAACGGCGGCAAGGACAGCGGCUACGGGAUGGGCCUGGGAGUGGGCAUGGGCAUGAGUGUGGCGCUGAGCCUGGACGACCACUCGACGUUUGGCCCGCACCACGACGAAGGCCUCGGCCUGGAGUUAAUCCGCGAGGAGUCUCACGCCCCGCUGCUGCCCCAAAGACCGCCCCCAUCCCUGCAGGCAGUGGACAACCUUCACAGUCAUCUCCACCCGUCAGCGCCGCCGCCGCCCCUGCCCCACCACCCCUACACGUCCGCCGCCACCUCCUCCUCGUCCCGGAGGAGGAUCCCCCAGGAGAACAGCGAGAGUUUCUUUCCCCUACUCAACAGCGAGCACAACAAGGACGAGGGCUCGUCGCCCACCCACAACCACCAGAGAGACUCCCUGUACACCAGUAUGCCCAUGCUGACCGGCCUGCCCAAUGUGUCCGCGGGGUCCGCCGACAGCUCCAAAGACGGCGGUGAUGCCAAGAGCCCGGAGGCCAGCUCGGACGACGUCUACUACAAGAGCAUGCCCAACUUGGGCUCACGGAACCACCUGCACCAGCUGCACUCCUACUACCAUCUAGGGCGGGGCAGCAGCGACGGCUUCAUCGUGCCGCCAAACAAAGAGGAUCUAUCCCCAGAAGAAGCCCACCAGGAGCCCUCGCACCUGGUCACCAGCCUAUAGGCCCCAAAAAACAACCCACCCAAUAGUGUCCCUCCUAUUACCGUAGUCCUCCUCCUCCGUGUCCUCUUGUUCUAUCAGUCGUUGGCAGUGGUAGCCUUUCUUUUUAUUCAGUGUUCUGAAGACUGAAGCGGAGCGACACACAAACUGUACUCUCGCUGUUGCCGACCACAAGCAGGAGAGGGACUGGGACGUUUGGGGGCGAGUACUUGACUAUGUUUGGUUAGAAAGAGCGGGAACCUGUUGAUGUUGUGUUCCCCCCCCCACCCCCCCACCCCACCCCCCUCAGACGCUGUGUGGCGUUUGGCGUUUUUUUGUCUCGGUGUGAAAAGAGGCAAUCGCUCGAGCGGGAUUUUUAGGUCUCAGAGAUGAAAAGUAUGACAGUCGAAAUGGAACUGCACAGCCCCCCCCACACCACCCCCCACCCCCCAACAACUAUACAAGUCUAGAUUACAGACUUCACCAUAAUAAAUGGGGAAUUUAAAAAAGGAGUAUUUUAUUAUUCUUCUGUAUCUAUAUUGACUUUUUGACAGAUUUUCUUCCUCUUUGGUGAGUUGCAGCACAUUUUGUUUGCUGAAGUGUCCCUUCAAUGAGAAAAAGAAAAAAGAAAAGGAGAAUCAAGAAACACACAAAAAAAAACCUUUGGACAAUUACCAUGAAGGAAUUAUUGAUCGUAUGCUUUCAAGCAUAGCUGUUCUUUUUUUUUUGGUUUUGUUUUUUCAUUUUACUGUAAUAACAGUUGUUAAAAGAGGGAGAAAAAAAACUAAUACAAGAAUUAAGAGAUAUUUCUAUGUAAUUGUACAGAUAACUAGCAUUGCACAUAAUAGUAUGCUUUUUUUUUUUGUUUUGGUUUCUGUUCCGAGCAAAACCCUUUUGUCUGUAAAUGUAGUGGUUACGAGAAAUUUUGUUCUGUUGUGCUGGCCUUUCUGGGUUUCUGGUAACAGUCUGUUUCUUUUUCAUUUUAUUUGAUUUCUCCUCUUUUAUCACUUUCCACGCAUAAUCAUCGUAAUAGAAGCAAAAGUAACACAAACCGGUAUCCCUCAGAAAGGCUCAUUGUGCAUUCUGCUUCUCUAUUGGCAUUCAGCAAACGCUUGUGCUUCCCGAAAAAAAGAAACAAAUUGAGCAUUGACGAGCACUCAGCACUUGUACAAAAAAAGAAGAAGAAGAAAGUUGGCUGUUUUACUUAUUGAAGAAAGAGCUUUUGGAGUGAGGAAAUACUGUUUUUUUCUGUUUCCUCCUCCAGGAGAAGACAUAUUUAUUUAUUUGUUCAAAUGAAACCGUAAUAAAUGGGCGAGCGGAGGUGACUUUAGCGGCACAAAUACCUUUUUUUAUUUUUAUUCUUUAUUAUGGCUUCUUAUUUAUUCCUUUUUGUAUUGGUUUCCAAGCUGAAUGGCAUAGCUAAUAUUUGUUGUAACCGUGAAACUUGUUUACCAACAAAUAAAUCCCUGAUUAAGGUUCAUAACUUAGCUGUGGGGGGGAAGUUUUGUCUGGGCCUUGGAAUCACUUUUGUAUGGAUACCAGUCAAAGGACCUCGACACACGAUGGAUCAGUUCUUUUCUUUUCUUUUUUUUCAAUCAUCAGUUAAUCUCCCUCAUUAGCCCUCUGUCUAUUUCAGUGCCAAAUACACUUGGCCCAGCAGCAGUGGAUGUGCUCUGUAUGCUCUGGUCUGCUUUACGAUAGAAGCAGUUGAUUUCAUAAGCUGUAAUAAAUAUUUCAAUAUCA